This is a messenger RNA of Anopheles gambiae (African malaria mosquito), 2922 nucleotides long. It is a transcript of the gene Paip2, whose product is annotated as polyadenylate-binding protein-interacting protein 2B. The coding region runs from base 408 to 986 and encodes 192 amino acids. Gene Ontology annotation, biological process: negative regulation of translational initiation. Gene Ontology annotation, molecular function: mRNA regulatory element binding translation repressor activity. Gene Ontology annotation, cellular component: cytoplasm. The transcript has 3 exons. NCBI's taxonomy places the organism in Eukaryota, Metazoa, Arthropoda, Insecta, Diptera, Culicidae. The record is from RefSeq and is a predicted model, not a curated record.
GACUCGCCCUGUCAGUGGCCCGUGCACGAAUACUGCUGUACGGGUCGCCAUCGCCACCAGUGGGAAAAAAAUAACAAAGCAAUCCAGCAGCAGGGCGAACGCACAAAAAGAAACGAACAAAACGCUCGGCCCCGAAGGUGUACCAAAUUUUCUCAAGUGAACUUUACAUUUUCGAGCGAUUGUUGAAAUUUUCGUACGAAAUUACUUGCGUAGCGUACAAAUUGGUGUCAACGCGCAUUUUGGUUCGUGCAAAACCUUCCGGCAGGCUGAAAUUCGAAGUAACGCAAAAUUGCGACGUUGUGAGCUACAUUAUUAAGCGUUUUCUCCUUGAGUCUCUAUUUCAGUAAACACCCACACAAACACACAAGCAAAUCGUUUGCCGAUCGGUCCUGCAAGCGACAGAGCAAAUGAAAAUGAAGAUGCCCGACAACAACAUCGGCGGCAGCAGCUCGAACACCUACACACACAUCACCCUGCACGCGGGCAACGGGUUCAAUCGGGGCGCUGGUGGCGGCGGCGGUGGAGGCGACGCAGAAACGGUGGCGGUCCGCAACACCGCGAUCCCGUAUCCGAACGAUCCGUACGACUCGGACGGGGACAGCAUGAGCACACCGCCCAACGAGGAAGCCACUGGCCCUGCGGACGACUUUGCCGAGUACAUGUGGAUGGAGAACGAGGACGAGUUCGACAUGCAGGAGAUGCAACGGCUAGAGGAGGAAGAGCUGAUGGACCAGUGCAUCGAGGCGAUGAUGAUGGAUGAGAUGGCUUCGGCGGAGCGGAUGGCCUCGACGGCGCUGGUAGGCAAUGUGCCGAGAGAAAGCGGUCUGAUGAACAUCCUGUCCAGCCUACAGCUCGACAAAGAGGGACAGCAGGGGCAGCAGACCCGCCAGCCCAAGGAUGUGAACGUGGAGAAGUCGACGCUAAACCCACUGGCCGCCGAGUUUGUGCCAUCGCUGCGUGCGCUCGUCGCUCCAACGUCCUACUGAAGCCACAGUCGGGCGGGAACAAGCAUCGAAAAAGGUAUGCAAAUACUCACAAAGCGAGAAAAAAAGUGGAAAAGGGGCGAUUUAUUUUUUUUACGAUUAUAAUUGCCUUAUUCUUUGUACGACGAACGUGUGUAAUGUGUAAGCGCAUAAUAACACAACCCCAUAGAGAGCUAAUACUGUUUAACUGUCCUUCCGCCGGUGGGGCUGCAUUGGAAUAAAUGUGUUUGUGUGUGUGUGUGCGUAGAAUUUGCGUUUACUUUUCAAUGAAAAGUAACGAUUCUCGAGUCAUGCCACUUCCCAAUUUUGCUGGUUACGAAUUUCGCGCACACUGGGCAACAUCGGUAGCCGAUGCUUGCAUCUGGGGGAUGCCAUUGUACUUACGAAGGGAACCAGAUCCCUUCGUCCCGUCUGUUAGCUGUGUAAUACGAACCCGUGUGUGGGUGUGUACUGGCGUUGGAAGUACACCGCUUAAUAAUAGAACGAAUUUUGAACGCAUUCGCUACCAUCACCGAAACAUACUGGUGAUGGAAACAUGCCGAGUGCUCACACAAACGCUUCCACCGUGGCAACGAACUUGAAGAAUAAUUAUUAAUUACAUGGCUGUACUGGUUCCGCACGCCCCAGAGUGUACAAUACUUACCUCCCCCCUUUGUUUUGGUGGCAUAGGACUUUUAAUCUGUUGUGUUAGUUGGUAAAGAUUUAUGGUGCAAUGCGGAAUCAACCCUCCUACUACACCUACCCGUUAAGAAUAGGGAACAAAACAAUGUGCUUAAAUCGAAACCUUUACGGAACCGUCGUCGCGUAUGUCUUGAGAAGAAAGUCCAACUUUUUUUUUUUUGUAUCGUGAGUUUGGGUAGUGUGCAAGUUCCUUUUUUAUGUUUCAGCCAUUUUUAUUCUUACUUUUUUUUUGUCUUUCAUAAAAUAUUUCCCCCGCAAAAAAACACACAUAUUUACAUUUGCGCUCUCAUCGGUUACGCUAUUAGAGAAACGAAAGCGGUCGAACACAAAAAAAAAGGUCCCGCGAUUGCUUUCGGGAACCGAUAUUUCAUCAUUAGAUCGUUGUUAGUGAUUAGUUGUAAGCAGGCUACUGAUACUACACAGGAACGCCACUAAAACUAUAAUAAUUUACAAACAACAAAAACAAAAAAAGUAUAAAAAGUCAACAAGAAAAGUCUGCUGUAUGUGUUAGUAUUAUGAUUGUUCGUGGCGUGGCGACAACUGGCAAGUGCAAACCCGGGUGUGCACGUUUGUUAGCGAAAGGGCGAUCGAAUUUGCCACAGGAAUAGAACAUUUCUUUCGUUACAAGAAAGGAUGAUGUUUCAACUGUGAUACGAUUAUCGUUGAUUCAUAUCCACUAUCGGGAUUAAGUCAUUCAGGCAUAAGUUUUGUUUUUCCCCCCCCCCCCCCCCUCUUUUACCCGGUCUUUUGCGCGAUGGUGGAUGGCGCUACCGCGGUUGGUGCGGUUAUGAAGGUUCUCUCUGUGUGUUUUGUCUCCUCAUUUCAUACAGAAAAACCACCGGUGGGACAGCACCACCGCGCACAGCACAGAAGAAGAGUUUCCGUUUGCAUUUUACAACAGGAUCGUAUGGUCCGUUGUACUCUCAUAUAGAAAAAGGUGGUACAAAUAUCCGUCAGCUUUUUUUUGUUUUGUUUUGUUUACAAAUGAUCGAAUGAAAUUUAAGUUUUAAUGUGUACAAUUUUAGGUUCCGUACACAAGCAACCGUAAGAAAGCAACAUGACACGACAAUUAGUUCUAGUGCUGCAACAGCAAAACGAAAAAAAAUAAGAUAAAAUAAGCGCAAACAGUUUAUUUAGAGCGAAUCGAGAUUUAAGUGUAACGAAAUCCUAAUUGUGUGAUAGUUUAGAAAGAAAUGGUCAAAACCGUGCAAAAAAAAAUAAAUAAAUAAAAAAGACUGCAUUAAAGUCUUCAAAGAAA